UUUUUCAGUGGACGGCCCAAGAUCUAUACCAAGACGUGGUAUACGAUCAAGGUUACUGCAAUUCGGUUCUAAUUAUGGGUACAUUUUUACUAUAGUCAGCUAUCUAAUUGGAGUAUUUAUAUUUGCAACAAUUGUCGGUCAAGUUGGAAAUGUGAUAACUAAUCGCAAUGCUAAUCGCCUAGAAUUUGAGCGGUUAUUGGAUGGAGCAAAGACAUACAUGCGCCACCAUAAGGUUCCAGGUGGAAUGAAACGGCGGGUACUUCGCUGGUACGACUACAGCUGGUCUAGAGGUCGUAUUCAAGGAGGAGGUGACAUAAACACAGCUUUAGGCCUAUUGCCAGAUAAGCUAAAAACAGAACUAGCAUUACAUGUUAACCUGAGUGUCUUAAAAAAAGUCACCAUAUUUCAAGAGUGCCAACCAGAAUUUUUACAUGAUUUAGUUUUGAAAAUGAAAGCAUACAUUUUUACACCUGGAGAUUCCAUUUGUCGGAAAGGCGAAGUGGCGAGAGAAAUGUUUAUAAUAGCUGAUGGCAUAUUAGAAGUACUUAGUGAAACAGGAAAAGUAUUGACAACAAUGAAGGCUGGGGACUUUUUUGGCGAAAUUGGAAUUUUAAACUUGGAUGGCCUUAAUAAGCGCACUGCUGAUGUUAGAUCUGUGGGUUACUCGGAGCUGUUUUCACUAUCUAGGGAAGAUGUACUUGCCGCUAUGAAAGACUACCCAGAAGCACAAGAAAUUUUGCAAACUCUAGGUCGGAAGCGGCUCAUGGAAGUUCGGUGUGUAAAUAAGAAGUACGGGAAAGCACAAAGCACAAAAGAUCAAUCGGAACAAAAUGUAUAUAGCAAUAUUAAUCGAAGCGAUAGCAGCGAAAACAGUGCCUCAAAAAAAAUUGUGUACAAACUAAGAAACGAUGUGAAAGGAAUUCGGAGCAUGCUCAAAAAUACAAGGACUAACAGAAGAAGUGACGAAUCUUUAGAAAUGCAACCGCUACAUGAAAUUUCGAACAAAGGGAACAAAACAACUUUGAGGAGAAUGUCACAUGUGCGGUCGGAAGACAAGGAGGAAAUGAAAGAAAGAGCAUCUCACGAUAAAACACCGAGUCCUAUUGGAGCUGGACUACCUUUACUACAAAGGCUACGGUUACUCAAAGAGAAGCAAGAUCGGGAGGAGAAGGCGGCCAAGUCAACUAUACAACAUCAGAUUUCCCCGCGUCAAGGUCAUGUCGCUAGUGCAUUAUCUCCACAGGAAUCAAUUCAAGAAGAACCCGAGACUGAAGUUAACGAGGUCCCACCGUUAAUGCAAAGAUUGCAGCUGCUUAAGAAUAAGCAAGAAAUGAAUUGUAGCGAAACAAAAUCUGGACUGAAAUCUAAUCCGGCUGUAUCUCUGAAGCAGAAGAUUCAAAUGCUUCAAAUUGGUGGAUUUGCGAAGCCAGAUUCCUUGGAACACCAACCAAAUAACGACAAAUUAAUUGUGGAAAACGUAUGUCAAUCAGAUUCGUUGCAUGCACGCGGAGAGCGAAAGCACGUCCGAAGCAACCAAGACGAUAUAGAUGAAUCGUAUAAAGCGGUAUCAGGAAAGUCAUUCAAACCGUCCAUAUACACCUCAUCGGAGCGCUCAUAUAGUGAUUUAUCUACUAAACCAUGGUCUAAGCUAAAGUUAGCUACUUUAUUGUCAACAAGCUCUAACAAUUUAGCAAAAUUUUCCCCAGGAGACUCCGACUUAGAAGUAAAAACCUUUUCUUCGAAGAAAUUGAUUCAAAUACCAGCAUUUUCUUCAACCCCUACAAGGGACCUGAAAUCCACAACAGCCGCAAGUCUUGAUCCCAAUUCUCUAUUCAAUAAAAGUUUAGAAAACUUACGGGAGCACAAUAGAGCAAUCUCUGCAAAGAAAACCAGGGAUUGUAAAAAAUUGUAUCACUCUGUUUUCGACUUAUCGCCCGAGUAUAGUGGAUUGCCAUUUGUAAAACAGUUGAAAAUUUUAAAUGAACGCCAAAAAUUGGCCGACCUUGAAAAGGCUCUUCAAAUACGAAGUUCUAGUUUGGAUAGUUCUAAAACGAGCAAACAAAUAGCUGCAGCGAAGCCGUUAUAUCGGUGUCUGAGUGACGCUUCUGAUAUUUACUCGCAGUUUUUUUCAGAACAUGAGUCUAGUUCAUCCAUUUCUACGAAUACAUCUAUGUCCACUACCUGCAAUCACAAGGCAGAAAAUUACAUACCCCCCGCAUAUUUGCCUCUUAGUCCAGAGCUUAGUGAAACCGUUGAACGUCGCAAAGUAAAAAAUAUUUUACAAAGGCUGCAUCACAGUACAGAAGAAUGCAGAAAUAGGCGAGAAGAAGAAUCAACAGGAAUGGAGAAUAAUUUACUAAGAGAACCUACUCAAGAAGGGCCAUCCAAAGGAGCUUUAAGAAUAAUCCCAGACGAAAGCUAUAAAAGCGGGCGAACGUCUUGUGAAGAGCGAAAAAAAUCCCUUUACGCUUCUUUAUUACCUUUAUAUACGACUUCCGAUUUCAAUCAGAAUUCAGAAAAUGGAGUCUAUAUUGAUCCUCUUAUAAAAUCUGGGCCAACACAAAUUUUGAAUUCUUCCAACAGCAAUCAACGCACAAAAAGGCAGCUGAAAAUAGCUGGGGAGUUGUCAACAAAACAAGAUACACAUACGCAAAUUGAGAUCGAACAUUACCAGCAAUUUGGAGAAUGAAAGAUGAAAUGAUCUUUACCGAUAUGAUGGAGCAUAUGCAAACUUCAAUUCAAACAAGGAAAGAAUGAAAAUGUUUUUGAUUUGUCGCAAAUUAUUUUAA
Messenger RNA from Rhagoletis pomonella (apple maggot), 2789 nucleotides. RefSeq lists its product as uncharacterized. Lineage: Eukaryota; Metazoa; Arthropoda; Insecta; Diptera; Tephritidae. Gene Ontology annotation, molecular function: protein-containing complex binding. The record is from RefSeq and is a predicted model, not a curated record.